Molecule: messenger RNA, 1305 nt
Organism: Dentiscutata heterogama
Lineage: Eukaryota; Fungi; Glomeromycota; Glomeromycetes; Diversisporales; Gigasporaceae
Source: the annotation of a GenBank genome assembly
AUGAUAAUCGGUCAUCGGCUUGGUAGCAUCCGUAAAUCAGAGCUUGAAAAAGCAUUGCAUGAUAGUAUCAAAACUGUUUCUGAUAUUGCUAAUGAAUAUAAAGACCUAGAUAAAAUAAAUGAAUUAAAUUCCUUUAAUCAUACAUUGGAGCGAGAAAGGGAUGAUUUAAAUUCAAAGAAACAUGAAUUGGAAGCCGAGGUGGGGUGUAAGGAUUCUGAAAUCACCUCUCUUAGAACUAAAGUAAAUGAACUAGAGAAAGUAGCAGGAAAAGUAUUAUAUAGUUAUGGGUUAAUUAGCUAUCUCAGAUCUAGAGUGAGGGAAUUGGAAGAUCAGUUAGAACAACAAAUAUCCCAGUCAUCUCACGAGUCGAACAUAAUAGGUGGAGCUAAAGAGGAUCCAGACUCGGCUAAGUCCCUUUUUCAAGAGACUAAUACCUAUUUAGCAGAGCAGGUUUCGAAAGCAUCUAGUGAGACUAAUAAAGUGAUUGGAGGCGCUCUCUCUUUUUCUUCACACCGCUCAAAGCUUGAACCUGAUGAAAGCAAAGUUAAAGAUGUGCUAAUUCAUAAAACUUUUUACUGCACUCUCGCAAGCUCAGAAAUGCAGAAAUUGAUUACCUUUGACACAUCUAUAACUGAUAGUAGUUUGCAUACAAUGUGUACUCCAAAAAGGCAUCCAGAUGAGGUUUUUAAUAAAUUGGUAUCCAAACCAAUUAAUCUUCAUCCAGAAUAUGAUUUGGAAUAUGUCAAAAAAUAUUAUGUGAAAUGUGGUAGUUAUAACUAUAAUCAUGUUGAAAAUAUGUACAAACUAGAAAAAAGAUAUGAUGAUUUAGCUAUUAUUAGACCUUGUGAAACACCUCAACAGUGGGUUAUUCGUAUAAAAGAUGAUUUGAAAGAGUUGCUUUCUAGAGAAAGACAUAGUAUAUUUUAUACACACUGCCUUUUCAGUUUAUUUGAACAAGGAUCAAUUAGGAUGUACCUUAAAAAUCACAGGCUGAAAAUAGAGCAUAUCAGCUAUCGAAGACCUAAAGUUCAUAAAAGUCAAAUAGCUAUAUGCUUUAAAUGCUGGCAAUUGGUAAAGAUUACUAAAGUAGAGCCGAAAAAGGUAUAUUGGAACAGAUGGCAUAGAUGGGGUUAUGAGAUUAAAUCGGAGGACUUAAUGCAAAAUCAUUGGAAUAAUGAAUGCUCUAAAACUAAAAUGCAAGAUGGAAGUACACAGCCAUGUUCAUUGACUCCUCCGCCAUUACCGCCAAAGCCUUUUGCAUUAAUUGGUGGUCUCUCAAGAUACUCAUGUAAACAUAGUAUAAAU